AUGUCUGGUUUCAAGAGCCUCGCCCUGCUAUUGGCAGCUCAACUUGCCAAUGCACAAGGUGGUUACCCGAACCCUCCUGUCGAAGGUCUACCUUUCCCUGGUACCAAUUAUCCUGGCUCUGAAGUACCCUACGCCGUAGCUGGCGCUCAAUUCAACCAAACAUCCCCUCCCUACUAUCCUUCUCCUUGGGGAACCGGUGCUGGAGAGUGGGCAAGCGCAUACGAAAAGGCCAUCGCAUUUGUUUCUCAGUUGACUCUUGCCGAGAAGGUCAACUUGACUACUGGUAGGCUCAAUCAACAUCACUUUCGUUGGGAGUCUGAGCUCUGUGUCGGUAACACAGGUUCCAUUCCCCGUCUGGGCUUCAAGGCUCUCUGUCUGCAGGACUCGCCUCUGGGUGUCAGAUUCGGCGACUUCGUCUCUGCAUUCUCCGCCGGCGUCACCGUUGCUGCAACAUGGGACAGAUCACUCGCCUACGAACGUGGUCACGACAUGGGCAGCGAACAUCGCGACAAGGGCGUCGAUAUAAUGCUCGGCCCCGUCGUUGGCCCUCUCGGCCGCAGUCCCGAAGGUGGACGUAACUGGGAAGGUUUCAGCCCUGACCCCGUUCUCUCUGGUAUCCUCAAUGCCGAAACUGUCAAGGGAAUUCAGGAUGCUGGGGUCAUUGCUUGCACUAAGCACUACAUUCUCAACGAGCAGGAGCACUUCAGACAGGGUGGACCUAACAUUUCUGAUGCCGUCUCUGCCAAUGUCGACGACAUUACUCUUCACGAGCUCUAUGUCUGGCCUUUUGCUGAUGCCGUUCGUGCUGGUACCGGCAGUGUCAUGUGCUCUUACAAUCAGGCCAACAACAGCUACGUCUGCCAAAAUUCGCACCUUCUGAACAAAGUUCUCAAAUCUGAGUUGGGCUUCCAAGGAUUUGUUGUGUCUGAUUGGGCAGGACAACACUCCGGUGUAUCAAGUGCUCUCGCUGGUCUGGACAUGACCAUGCCCGGUGAUUUGAGCUUCGAUAGUAAAACAUCGUUUUGGGGUGCCAACCUUACCAUUGCUGUUCUGAACGGAACUGUUCCCCAGUACAGAAUUGAUGACAUGGCUGUUCGUAUCGUAGCUGCCUGGUACCUUGUCGACAGAGAAGACAACCAGGUUGAGAACGCGCCCAACUUCUCUUCAUGGACUUCCAGAACAUUCGGGUACCGUCACUAUAUCGCUCAAGAAGGCUACGAGAAGAUCAACUAUCACGUAGAUGUUCAGGACAACCACCGCGACAACAUUCGCGAGGUCGCCGCCAAGGGUACUGUUCUCUUGAAGAACAAGGGUGCUUUACCUCUCAAGGGUACUGAACAGCUUGUUGGUGUCUUUGGUGAAGACGCUGCUGACAACCAAUACGGACCUAAUGGCUGCUCUGACCGCGGCUGUGACAACGGCACUCUUGCUAUGGGAUGGGGUAGCGGCACUGCCAACUUCCCUUAUCUGGUGGCUCCUCACUCUGCUAUUGAGAAUGAAGUUCGCUCACACGGCAAGUCGGUCGAGAGCAUUCUUGACAGCUACGCCUACAACCAGAUCGAUGUUCUCGCUCAGCGCACUGACGAGGUUGACGGCGCUUGUAUCGUUUUUGCCAACGCCGAUGCUGGUGAGGGUUACAUCAUUGUCGAUGGUAACCAAGGUGAUCGCAACAACCUCACUCUCUGGCAGGGUGGCGAGGCUAUUAUUCGCAACGUCUCGUCCCUGUGCAAGAACACUAUUGUCGUGCUCCACACGGUCGGACCCGUCUUGAUCAACGACUGGUAUGACCACGAGAACAUCACUGCCAUCAUCUGGGCAGGCGUUCCCGGACAGGAGUCAGGCAAUGCUAUCGUUGACGUUCUCUACGGCAAGGUCAACCCCUCGGGUAAGCUUCCCUUCACUAUGGGCAAGACCCGUGAGUCUUAUGGCACCGAUCUCCUCUAUGAGUACAACAAUGGUGGUGCACCUCCUCAAACUCAAUUCGAAGAGGGUGUCUUCAUCGAUUACAGAGCCUUUGAUAGAAGCGGUGAGAUCCCUGUCUACGAGUUCGGUUACGGUCUUUCGUACACCAAUUUCAGCUACUCCGACAUUUCGGUCUCGGUCAACACUUCGGCUCCUGCAUACGUCCCCACCUCGGGUUUCACUGAGGCUGCGCCCAUCUACGGCACCGUUUCGAACAACUCUGCCGACUACGUGUUCCCUGCCGAUGUCAGACCCAUCGAGUACUACAUCUACCCCUUCCUCAACUCGAGCAACCUUCGCGCUUCGUCUGGAGACCCACACUACGGCAGUAACUACAGCUUCCCUGCCGAUUCUGCCUCGAGUGCACCUCAGCCCCUCCUUCCCGCUUCUGGAGCUCCUGGCGGCAACCCUGGUCUCUACGAUGUCCUCUACACUGUCACUGCCACCGUUACCAACACUGGCUCUGUCGAGGGUGAAGAAGUUCCUCAACUCUACAUCUCGCUCGGUGGACCCAACGAUCCAGCUGUCGUUCUCCGUCAAUUCGACAAAUUCUCCAUCGCACCUGGUGCCUGCAAGAUCUUCACAGCUCAAAUCACUCGCAGAGAUGUGAGCAACUGGUCGCCUGAGCUUGAUGACUGGUAUGUUAGCGAGUACCCCAAGACUGUCUACGUCGGCUCCUCAAGCAGAAAGUUGCCUCUCAAGGCUGCUCUCCCUGCCAACGCUGGAACUUCUCCUGGCACUGGCAAUGGUGGCUCUGUCUUCGUCGCACUCGACGUCCAAGUCCUCGUCUCACUCGUCGAGCCUCUCGUACUCCCACUCCACAACGAAUGGCCACGGUCAAACGUCUUGGACUACCUACACCAUGCCUAG
Aureobasidium subglaciale EXF-2481 is the source of this 2832-nucleotide messenger RNA. Its product is annotated as glycoside hydrolase family 3 protein. The record is from RefSeq and is a predicted model, not a curated record. The transcript is spliced from 8 exons. NCBI's taxonomy places the organism in Eukaryota, Fungi, Ascomycota, Dothideomycetes, Dothideales, Saccotheciaceae. The coding region runs from base 1 to 2832 and encodes 943 amino acids. Gene Ontology annotation, molecular function: beta-glucosidase activity. Gene Ontology annotation, biological process: glucan catabolic process.